Messenger RNA from Bombina bombina (fire-bellied toad), 1406 nucleotides. RefSeq names its product protein DEK. The transcript is spliced from 2 exons. Gene Ontology annotation, molecular function: DNA binding; histone binding. NCBI's taxonomy places the organism in Eukaryota, Metazoa, Chordata, Amphibia, Anura, Bombinatoridae. Gene Ontology annotation, biological process: regulation of double-strand break repair; chromatin organization. Gene Ontology annotation, cellular component: nucleus. The coding region runs from base 1 to 1194 and encodes 397 amino acids. The record is from RefSeq and is a predicted model, not a curated record.
AUGCAGCGAGGAAAUGCUGCAAGCAAAGCCGCUAGAGGUUUAGAGGCUCAAAAUACUCUGAAUAAAGAAGAGUCUGAAAUAGCUGAACAGUCCAAUGAGGAGAAAAUAAUUGAAACAGUUCCAAGUGAAAGUGAAGGAGAAAAUGAAGAGGAAGAUGAUGAUGAAGAGGAGGAAGAAGAUGAAGAUGAGAAAAAAGAAAAGAGCCUUAUUGUAGAGGGUAAAAGAGAAAAGAAGAAGGUGGAAAGACUGAGCCUGGAAAUUACAUUAAUUAAAAAAGAGCAAGUCCUUACGGAAGGUAAAGGACAGAAGCUGUACGAUAUUGAGCGUAUUCAGUACUUCAUAAAGAAGAAAAAAUGUGAGGAACUCCGACUUUUACACAGGCUGCUUUUUAACAGAGUGGGCACGGUCAAUCUGGUAAAGAAAAAUAUUGGUCAAUUUAAUGGUUUUCCAUUUGAGGAAGGAACUGAACAGUAUAAGAAAAAAGAGGAUAUGCUUAAAAAAUUUAAGAAGAGUGAUUUGAAGAAUAUCUGUGGUGUCCUUGAUCUAGAAAAGUCUGGUGUCAACAGUGAAUUGAUAUCCAAAAUUAUGACCUUCCUUAUGGAGCCGAAGUCUACAGGAAAAUCCUUACCAAAGACAAAAACAAAGUCCCCUAAAGGCGGUAAAAAGGAAAGAAGCAGCUCAGGAUCUGCGCGAAAAUCCAAGAACAGCAAGUCCAAUGUGAUCUUAUCUGAUGAGUCGAGCAGUGAAGAUGAGAAAAAAGAUAAGGAGGAAUCUUCAGGUGAAGAUAAAGAAAGUGAUGAGGAAGAGCCACCAAAGAAGAUUGCUAGAAAGGAAAAGUCAAAGCCAAAAUCAACUCCCAAAAGCAAAAAAGCGGCAAAGGCUGCAAAGGUGAAAAAGGCAGACAGUAGUACAACCAAUAAAAAGAGUCCGAGCAACUCAAAAAAAGAAAAAGCUGUACAAUCAGAAAGUGAAUCUGACAACAGCUCUGAUGAUGAGCCCUUAAUUAAAAAGCUGAAGAAACCACCAACAGAUGAUGAGCUGAGAGAGACUGUGAAAAAGCUAUUGGCCGAUGCGAAUCUGGAAGAAGUCACAAUGAAACAAAUCUGCAAAAAGGUGUAUGAGAGCUAUCCCAGUUAUGAUCUGUCUGCAAGGAAAGAGUUUAUCAAAGCCACAGUAAAAGAGUUAAUUUCGUGAUCACUUUUAUGCAUCGUAAAAUACAUGGACUGUUGGCAUGUUUCUAUGGAUUGCAAGCUCAGAACCUAAAACCAGCAAAUAUGUAUAUGGUUUUUACCACUUCGGGUACAUUAUGUAAUUUUUAAGCAAGUUUGCUAUUGUUUGCUUUUUUAUUAUUAUUAUGUUUAAAUGCUUAUGUAAAUUGCGUAAUUAAAAAAAACUGCUUCUUUUUA